Molecule: messenger RNA, 4338 nt
Organism: Entelurus aequoreus (snake pipefish)
Lineage: Eukaryota; Metazoa; Chordata; Actinopteri; Syngnathiformes; Syngnathidae
Product: inositol hexakisphosphate kinase 2-like
Exons: 5
Coding region: 298-1788 (496 amino acids)
Biological process (GO): phosphatidylinositol phosphate biosynthetic process; inositol phosphate biosynthetic process
Cellular component (GO): cytoplasm; nucleus
Molecular function (GO): inositol hexakisphosphate kinase activity
Source: RefSeq, a predicted model, not a curated record
UUUUUUUUUUUAAUCCGAGUGUGGAGAGAGCACAUACACACUCUCUCUGCUGUCAGAGAGCCUUCAGUCUCCACCUGGAACCGUCCGCCUUAUCGCUUGCGAAAACGGCAACCUUUUGUCUUUCCCCGUUGCUUUUGACGAGCAUCGUCCCACUUUGGAGAACCAGGUCAUCUUGCACACAAAAAAAAGGGGCCCUGAGGAAACAAUAACCGCAGGGGCUCCUCCGACCCGCAGCGUGUGGACCACAUUGCGUGAAGAGGCUAAUGCCCGCCGAAGUGUGGUCAGGGCCAGAGGAGGAUGAGUCCGGCCGUCGAGGCUGAGGCCCAGCGAGCCAAGGUUGCGGAGAUGCAGCAGCAGCAACGCCCGCAGUGCUACACGGAGAAAGGGGUCAUACUUGAGCCCUUCAUCCACCAGGUGGGGGGGCAUUCGUGCGUCCUGCGCUUCGGCGAGCAGACCAUCUGCAAGCCGCUCAUCCCCCGCGAGCAUCAGUUCUACAAGAGCCUGCCGGCCGAGAUGAGGAGCUUCACCCCGCAGUACAGAGGUGUCGUGUCCGUGAGCUUCGAAGAGGAUGAAGAAGGGGACCUCUGCCUCAUCGCCUACCCGCUCCGCAGCGACCCGGCGGCCGACCUGGAGAACAAGGACCCCUCGGCCGACAGUGAGCCCAAGAGCAAGAUGCUCAAGUGGAGCAAAAUGACGGCGUCCUCGCCCCUGGCGGAGAACGAUAACCUCAGCAAAGACGGGCGUGGUCGCCACUCCCGCAAAGAUAAGAGCGCUCACAAGCUGCUGGAGGACGUGGAGCUGGAGUGGCUGCAGCAGGCCGAGGUGCUGUACUACCGCCUGGAGCACAGCCACAGCAAUGCUGUGCCGCAGCUCAAACACAACCCUUGGAGCCUCAAGUGUCACCAGCAGCACCUUCAGAGGAUGAAGGAGAACGCCAAGCACCGGAAUCAAUACAAAUUCAUCCUGCUGGAGAACCUGACGUGGCGGCACACAGUGCCGUGUGUGCUGGACCUGAAGAUGGGCACUCGGCAGCACGGAGACGACGCCUCCGAGGAGAAGAAAGCCGUGCAGAUCCGCAAGUGCCAGCAGAGCACGUCGGCAUCGAUAGGCGUCCGACUCUGCGGCAUGCAGGUGUAUCAGUCGGACACGGGCCACCUGAUGUUCAUGAACAAGUACCACGGCCGCAAGCUCACCUCGGAGGACUUCAAGGAGGCGUUGCUGCAGUUCUUCCACAGCGGACGCCGCCUGCGACACGAGCUCCUCUCCCCGGUGCUGCGUCGCCUCAGAGACAUGCAAGCCGCGCUGGAGGCCUGCGAGUCCUACCGCUUCUACUCCAGCUCCCUGCUCAUCAUCUACGACGGGGCGCCACACCGCAAACACACGCGCCGGCGCACCGAGAGCGGCCUCUCGGAGGGAGACGAGGAGGAGGACGACGAUGAGGAGGAGGAGGACGCUGAUCCAGAACUGGAGGAGGAGGAGGAAGUAGCGGGCGCUCUUGAUUUCCCCCGCCGUCCCUCCUCAUCAGGGGAUGACAGCAGCAGUUGUUCUAGUAGCAGCAGCAGCAGUAGUAGCAGCAGUAGUAGUAGCAGCAAUGGCGGCAGCUGCAUGUCCCAUUCAAGCCCUCGCAGCCCCACGGUGGACGUGAGGAUGAUAGACUUUGCUCACACCACCUGCAGACAUUACUGCGAGGACAGCGUGGUCCACGAGGGCCAGGACAGCGGCUACAUCUUUGGCCUCCAGAACCUGAUCGCCAUCAUCUCCGAGCUGGAGGACCACCGCUCGGGCUAGACCGAGUUGUCCGUCACACACACACACACACACGCACACACUCUUGUAUUUCUUACCUUCUUGAGACCUCCGAAAAAUGCCUACCUCUUUAGGACCAACCUUUUCUAGAUAUAAAAAGAUUUGUAUUUACAAUAUUAAUAAUAUAUACAUUCUAUGCAAAUAUGAAAAAGGUAAGCUUUUAGUUAAAUUUUUUUUUUUUUUAAAUCUUAAUUAUUCACUUCAAGUUAUUACAGUAUGUCUCGAUAACAUAUUUAUUUUUAUUUUUUUUAAUUAAUUUUGGCCAAAGGGGCCGCAUUUCAAUUUCUUACACACACUUGUUAUUUCAUAUGUUGACCAGAGGGGGAGCACUUUUGAAACCGACACACAGUCCAUUUGAAAAAUCCCUCAUUUUGACAGAUUUCACCACCAGGGGUGCAAAUGAGACAUACGCUAUUAGAUGCAAUGGUUAUUAGUAUUGGGACCAUAAAAGGGACAAGCGGUAGAAAAUGGAUGGAUGGAUGGAUGGAUGGAUUUAUGUCCUAACUUGUUCACCGGUCCUCAUAUGGAAGCUACUUUUCCUUGUUGAUGUCUCAAGAAGGGUAGAAAUACAACAACAACAACACACACACACACUUACACACACUCUUGUAUUUCUGACCUUCUUGAGACCUGAGAAAAAUGCCUACCUCUUUAGGACCACCCUUUCUAGAUAUAUAAAGAUUUGUAUUUACAACUUUAAUAAUAUAUACAAACCAGGCAAAUACGAAAAAGGCAAGCUUUUAGUAAAAAAAAUUUAUUUUGAAUUUUUUGUUUGUAAAUGGUUUUUAGUCUUACUGUAAUAACUUGAAGUAAAUAAUUAUGUCUCAAUAUACAUACUUAUUUUGAAGAAGUUAAUUUAACUUACUGAUGUGUAUUUCUAUAGGCUAGUAAGGUAGGCUGCAGAAGCAAGGUAGCCGAAACUUGUCAGGUACAAAACUUUACCUUACUAGCCUAUAUAAAUCAACCAUUUAUAAACAUAUAUAUUUUUUAAAUUUUUAUUUAAUUUUGGCCAAAGGGGCCGCAUUUUUUUGAAUAUUUUGUUUGUAAUUGGUUUUCUAAUCUUCAUUAUUCACUUCGUUAUUACAGUAUGUCUCGAUAACAUAUUUAUUUUAUUUUUUUGAAUUAAUUUUGGCCAAAGGGGCCGCAUUUCAAUUUCUUACACACACACUUGUUAUUUCAUAUGUUGACCAGAGGGGGAGCACUUCAAAAAAAUGUUACACACGUAUUUCAUAUGUUGACCAGAGGGGGAGCACUUUUAAAACCGACACACAGUCCAUUUGAAAAAUCCCUCCUUUUUGGGACCACCCUCGUUUUGAUAGAUUUCACCACCAGGGGUGCAAAUGAGACAUUCUCUAUUAGUUUCCCUAAUUUUCCAUGAUUUCGGCCCUAACUUGUUCACCGGUCCUCACAUGGACGGUACUUUUCCUUGUUGAUGUCUCAAGAAGGGUAGAAAUACAACAACACACACACACAAAACACAUUCUUGUAUCUGUGACCUUCUUGAGACCUUCCGAAAAAUGCCUACCUCUUUAAGACCACCCUUUGUAGAUAUAUAAAGAUUUGUAUUUGCUACAUUAAUAAUAUAUACAUACUAUACUAAUAUAAAAAAGUAGGCUUUUAAUUAUUUUAUUUUUUAUGUAUAUAUAUUUUUUUUGUAAUUGGGUUUUAAUCUUCAUUAUUCAAUUUUUUACAGUAUGUCUCUAUAUACAUAUUUAUUUUAUUUUUUUUAAAUUAAUUUUGGCCAAAGGGGUUGCAUUUCCAUUUCUUACACACACUUGUUAUUACAUAUGUUGGCCAGAGGGGGAGCACUUCAAAUUUUUCCUCACACUUGUUAUUUCAUAUGUUGACCAAAAGGGGGAGCACUUUUAAAAGCGACACACAGUCCAUUUGAAAAAUCUCUCCUUUUUGGGACCACCCUCGUUUUGAUAGAUUUCACCACCAGGGGUGCAAAUGAGACAUUCUCUAUUAGUUUUCCAUGAUUUCGGCCCUAACUUGUUCACCGGUCCUCAUAUGGACGCUACUUUUCCUUGUUGCUGUCUCAAGAAGGGUAGAAAUUCAAGAACACUACAUCUGACGCUUUGACGCCCACUGGGCAACAGAAGAGGAGCAAAAUUCCACUUCCUGUUUGGGUUUAGUUGGCGCUCUACAAUGUUCCGUGCUGUCUGCUGUUUGUUUUAGCGUUGAAAGAGUCACUUUCAACACCCGGGGGGGGGGAAAAGGGUCGCUUGCAAAAUAAAUCUGAGGAAGGAUGAUUUCCAAAGAGAGUUGGCACUUAAACACAUUCAGUGUAUGCAGCUUGAAUAAUCAUCUUUGACUUCCAGAGGCUAUAUUCCUAUCAAGCUAGAGACAUAUUUAUUUAUUGGACUAAGUCUCGUCGAGUCAACUAACGCUUCAAAUGUAAGAAGGGAGAUCGCUACAUUCCACGUUAUUACUAUAAUGAUAUUCAUUGAUCUAUGUUUGGAUACCUCUAUCUUGCAUAUCUGUUUUGUCCAGUUUCAUGGGGGAAGAAUAAAGACUUUUGGUUUGUGUUAA